Messenger RNA from Penicillium longicatenatum, 4524 nucleotides. RefSeq lists its product as uncharacterized. Gene Ontology annotation, cellular component: plasma membrane. Gene Ontology annotation, biological process: phospholipid translocation. The transcript is spliced from 3 exons. Gene Ontology annotation, molecular function: ATP binding; ATP hydrolysis activity; magnesium ion binding. NCBI's taxonomy places the organism in Eukaryota, Fungi, Ascomycota, Eurotiomycetes, Eurotiales, Aspergillaceae. The record is from RefSeq and is a predicted model, not a curated record. The coding region runs from base 1 to 4524 and encodes 1507 amino acids.
AUGGCUUCCGUGCGCUUCCCUGGAGAAGAUUAUGCCGAGGCCACUAGUGAGAUUGGUGAGGUCCCCAGCAACAUCUCGAAACCGACUCAGCGACAGAGAUGGGCUACCACACGCCAGGCCGGCACCGGCGGCGUGCGGAAACGUGUCUCCAUCAUCGACCGUUUCCACAAGCGACAUGAGAUGAGAGAUGAGAAGCGCAAAUCCAAUAAUAGCGCUGUUUCCAAUGACAAUGUAUCCACCAACGGCGCCGAAAACCCCAAUGGAGAGAACCGAACGAUCUACUUCAACGUCCCGAUCCCUGAGUCCGAGCGCGACGAAGAGGGCCAUCUUAAUUUUGCCUAUCCCCGAAACAAGAUCCGGACUGCCAAGUAUACGGCGCUCACGUUCGUGCCUAAAAACGUCUUCCUGCAAUUCCACAACAUUGCGAACAUCUAUUUCUUGUUCGUUAUUAUUCUCAACUUCUUCUCUAUUUUCGGUGCCAACAAUCCCGGUCUGAACGCCGUUCCCCUAAUUGUUAUUAUUGUCGUGACCGCUAUUAAGGACGCCAUUGAGGAUUGGGGCCGAACGGUUUCUGAUAACCAAGUCAACAACUCUCCCGUAUAUCGCCUGGUUGAAUGGAAUAACGUGAAUUCGACCGAGGAUAAUAUCUCCACUUGGCGCCGAUUCAAAAAAGCCUGUACCCGAGGUAUCAUCAGAGCCUACAAGGCCUCCGCGGAUAUGUUCACCAAAAAAACCGAGGAGGUAGGCGAUGACGGUCAGCGACGAGAAUCAUUUUUGACCACAGCGGACCAACGGGCGUCUAUUUACUCCAACCGCGACUCCUUGGCCGCCGAUGUUGCCAUUCCGAUGACUGAGGUUCAGUCACCCCAACCCGAGGCUCGCGAAAACUGGGGUAACCCGGAAAAUAAAUUCCUUUCGCCCAACAGCGCGGCCAGGGAAAGCAUGGCAGCACCCGUGUCUGACAAGAAAACCGGAAGUGUGUUGGAUCACUCGAAGCAAACACCUGGCGUUGCUCGGUUCAAGCGAGACUACUGGAAGAACCUUCAGGUUGGUGAUUUUGUUCGUUUGUACAACGAAGACCCCAUCCCCGCCGACAUUGUGAUUCUGUCCACCUCGGAUCCAGACGGAGCCUGCUAUGUUGAAACCAUGGGCCUGGAUGGCGAGACGAACUUGAAGGUUCGCCAAGCACUUCAUUGUGGUCGCCAGGUUCGACAUGCCCGCGACUGUGAAAAGGCCGAGUUCACCAUUGAGAGUGAGGCGCCUCACCCUAAUCUCUACUCUUACAAUGGUGCCAUUCGGUGGGAUCAACGGGACCCGAAUUUUCCAGAGGCCCCUCGCAAGGAAAUGGUUGAACCAAUCACCAUCAACAACAUGCUGCUCCGAGGUUGUUCUCUGCGCAGUACUGAAUGGAUUCUUGGCGUGGUCGUUUUCACCGGUGGAGAGAGCAAGAUCAUGCUCAACUCGGGUGCGACUCCCGCUAAGCGUGCUCGCCUGGCGAAGGAUCUCAACUGGAACGUUAUCUACAACUUCGUUAUUCUAUUUUUGAUGUGUCUCGUUGCGGGUAUUGUCAACGGUCUUGCGUGGGGUUCCAAUGACGAAUCUUUGGACUACUUCGAUUACGGCUCGUAUGGAGGCACCCCUCCAGUGACCGGUAUCGUCACCUUCUGGACAGCCGUGAUUCUGUUCCAGAACUUGGUUCCCAUCUCGCUCUACAUCUCUCUUGAAAUCGUUCGAACCAUUCAGGCUGUCUUCAUCCACAGUGAUAUCUUCAUGUACUACGAGAAACUAGGGCUCUACUGUGUACCCAAGUCAUGGAACAUCUCCGACGAUGUGGGGCAGGUAGAGUACAUUUUCUCUGACAAGACCGGUACAUUGACACAAAACGUUAUGGAAUUCAAGAAGAGCACAAUCAAUGGUGUGUCCUACGGCGAAGCGUACACUGAGGCCCAGAUAGGUAUGAGGCGACGCGAAGGAGCCAACGCCGAUGAGGAGGCUGCUCAGGCUCGUGAGCAGAUCGCGGCCGAUGGAAAGAGAAUGCUUGAAGGGUUGCGCCGAAUUCAUGAUAACCCGUACCUGCGUGACGAAAACCUGACUUUCAUCGCACCAAAUUUUGUUGAAGAUAUCGACGGCCAAUCUGGAGAAGAACAGAAAGCCGCUGUCGAGCAUUUCAUGCUGGCCCUGGCCGUGUGCCACACUGUCAUCACUGAGCACACCCCGGGUGAUCCCCCUCAGAUUGAAUUUAAGGCCCAGUCGCCUGAUGAGGCUGCGCUAGUUAGCACUGCUCGGGACUGCGGCUUCACUGUUCUUGGUCGUUCCGGCGAUGAUCUGCUUCUGAACGUCAUGGGUGAGGAGCGUACCUACACUGUUUUGAAUACCCUUGAGUUCAAUUCCUCACGUAAGCGAAUGAGUGCAAUUAUUCGCAUGCCCGACGGUACUAUUCGCCUUUUCUGCAAGGGUGCUGAUAGCAUCAUUUAUUCUCGACUGGCGCGUGGCAAGCAGCAGGACCUUCGACGCAAGACUGCCGAGCACCUGGAGGAAUACGCUAAGGAAGGUUUGCGAACUCUGUGCGUCGCUGACAGACUUUUGAGUGAAGACGAAUACCAGGCAUGGAACCUGGAACACGACGUUGCAGCUGCUGCUAUUGUCGACCGCGAGGAAAAACUGGAGAAGGUUUCCAGCGAGAUUGAGCAGGAGCUCAUGCUUAUUGGUGGAACUGCUAUCGAGGAUCGACUGCAAGACGGUGUACCGGACACCAUUCAACUUCUUGCUGACGCCGGUAUCAAGUUGUGGGUUUUGACUGGUGACAAGGUGGAAACUGCUAUUAACAUCGGUUUUUCGUGCAAUCUCCUCAACAAUAACAUGGAAUUGAUUGUUCUCAACAUCGGCGAGAAUCAGAUUGAGCAAGCGAACGCUGAGCUUACCAAACACCUUGCAACCUUUGGCCUGACCGGUUCCGACGAGGAGCUAAUUGCGGCCCGCGCAGACCACACCCCACCUGAACCCACUCAUGCUGUCAUUGUCGAUGGUGAAACACUCAAGUUGAUGCUAGACGACGAACUGAAACAGAAAUUCCUCCUCUUGUGCAAGCAGUGCAAGGCUGUUCUCUGUUGCCGUGUCAGUCCCGCUCAGAAAGCCGCUGUUGUCAACAUGGUCCGCCACGGCCUUGAUAUCAUGGCUCUUUCCAUUGGUGACGGUGCCAACGACGUUGCUAUGAUCCAGGAAGCCGACGUAGGUGUCGGUAUUGCUGGUGAAGAAGGUCGACAGGCUGUCAUGUCCUCUGAUUAUGCCAUUGGACAAUUCCGAUUCCUUCAGCGUCUGCUUCUCGUUCACGGAAGAUGGUCUUACCGCCGCCUGGGAGAGUGUACCGCCAACUUCUUCUACAAGAACCUGGUGUGGACCUUCGCGCUCUUCUGGUACUGCAUCUACAACCAGUUUGACUGUUCCUAUCUCUUCGAUUACACCUAUAUCGUUCUGGUCAACUUGGCCUUCACCUCUCUUCCAGUUAUCUUCAUGGGUAUCUUCGAUCAAGAUGUCGAUGAUAGAGUGUCUCUUGCCGUGCCCCAGCUUUACAUGCGGGGUAUUGAGCGCAAGGAAUGGUCUCAGCUUAAGUUUUGGUUGUAUAUGGCCGAUGGAUUGUAUCAGUCGGUGAUCUGCUUUUUCAUGCCCUACAUGCUCUACCAGGUCGCAAACUUUGCCAACGAAACCGGUCGCGACAUUGCGGAUCGAUCGCGCAUGGGCAUCUUAGUGGCUACCUGUGCCGUUCUCGCUAGCAACAUCUACAUCAUGAUGAACACCUACCGAUGGGACUGGUUUACCUGUUUAAUCAACGGUAUCAGCUGCCUGUUGAUCUUCUUCUGGACCGGUAUCUAUACAUCAUUCACUGCCUCUGGCCAGUUCUACAAGGGCGCCUCCGAGGUUUACGGUGCAUUCAGUUUCUGGGUUAUACUACUCGUGACGCUUAUGAUCGCCCUGCUUCCCCGCUUCGCUUAUAACGCUUUCCAGAAGGUGUUUUUCCCUCUGGAUGUGGAUAUCAUCCGCGAGCAGGUCACACUGGGAAAAUUCAAGUAUUUGGAGAAUGUUGACGAUUUCAUGCCAAUGAAACCUGAUGUCCUUGCCAAUAGCGAUGGAUCGGCGGCUUCCUCUGAACUGGCCAAGCCCAUCCAGCCUACGAUGAAGCAGGAUCCGGAAAUCCCAGACGAUGACCGGAAUUUCUACCCACCGACGGUGUCAGUUACCCACGCUACCCAUGUGAACGGUCAUAUUCCUCGCAGUCAAAACGGGAGCAAUGGCACUAACUACACCGCAAGCCUAGACCAGAAUCCUCGACCUCAGUCGGUGGACUACGUCCGACGAUCCCGUGAGCGGACUCGGCAUUCCUUCGAGCGAGUUCGACAAAGCUUCGAGGCUAGCAACGACUUUACAUCCGCCGCCAUGCUGCACCGAAUGGAGUCUAGCCAUACCGAGGCCGCUCAAGAUCCCUUCAAAACCCCCGAAGAGCUUCCUGCACAUAAUAACAUGUUUUGA